CCCCUUCUCGCCCGGCGCCGGCGCGGUUCCCGGAGAGGCGAAAAGUGGCGCGCAAUGGCGGUCCCUCCCCGCUCCACAGGUCUCAAUGAUGGGGCUCCCUUCUCCGCUGCGAGAGCGGGUCAGAGGUUGGAGUGUACCAAGUAGCGACGGCGGGGGGAGGCCUGUGGGUGGGGGCGUUCGAAGGUUACAUCCUCGGCGAGAGAGGUGACGUGAACCCCGCUAGUCUCCUCACUCCAGUCUUAGAAGCUGGAAAAUAACGGGGAUCUCCACGUGCCGAAAAAUUAGCUCCCAGCGGCGCUCCAUUGGAGAACUAGCUCCACCUCCCUGGAGCCCGUGACUCCGCCCCUCCGCCUGGGCCCCUCCUUCCGCCCUCGCUCAUUGGUGGGCCUGGAGGAGUCGGGGAAGGGGGCGGGGGCAAGCUAGUCUCGCUCACUCCCUUUCUUGGAAAGCACGCGCCGCCGCAGUAGCGCGGGCUGAGCGGCUGGGAAGGAAGCAGCUGUCUCGGGCGCGAGCUUCUGUGGCGUCCGGGCCCUGCGGGCAGCAGGUUGGUGCUUAGACCCGGCGGCGGCGCGGCGGCGGCGGCUCCUCCCUCCACGUGGGUUCUCUGGCGACAUGGAGCUGGAGGAGUCGGGGAUCCGAGAGGAAUGCGGCGUGUUCGGGUGCAUCAGCUCCGGAGAGUGGCCCACGCAGUUAGAUGUGCCGCAUGUGAUCGCUCUGGGACUCGUGGGACUGCAGCACCGGGGUCAGGAGAGUGCUGGUAUUGUCAUCAGUGAUGGGAAUUCAGUACCGACAUACAGAACACACAAGGGAAUGGGUCUUAUAAAUCAUGUCUUUACUGAAGAUAAUUUGAAGAAAUUAUAUCCUUCAAAUCUUGGAAUUGGACAUACGAGGUAUGCCACCACAGGAAACUCUGAAUUAGAAAACUGUCAGCCCUUUGUUGUUGAAACACUUCAUGGGAAAAUAGCUGUGGCACAUAAUGGCGAAUUGGUCAACGCUGCUCGAUUAAGGAAAAAGCUUCUGCGCCAUGGUAUUGGUCUGUCAACAAGUUCUGAUAGUGAAAUGAUUACCCAGUUACUGGCAUAUACCCCUCCUCAGGAACAAGAUGAUACUCCAGACUGGGUAGCAAGGAUUAAAAACUUAAUGAAGGAAGCGCCCACAGCAUACUCCCUACUUAUAAUGCACAGAGAUGUCAUUUAUGCAGUACGAGAUCCUUAUGGAAAUCGCCCUCUCUGCAUUGGUCGACUUAUUCCUGUAUCUGAUAUGAAAAAUAAAGAGAAAAAAUCUUUAGAAUCGGAAGGAUGGGUGGUGUCUUCAGAAUCUUGUAGUUUUUUAUCUAUUGGUGCACGAUAUUACCGUGAAAUCUUGCCUGGAGAAAUAGUGGAAAUAUCCAGAAACAAUGUCCAAACUCUUGAUAUUAUACAAAGGUCUGAAGGAAACCCAAUGGCUUUUUGUAUCUUCGAAUAUGUUUAUUUUGCAAGACCAGAUAGCAUAUUUGAGGACCAAAUGGUUUACACAGUAAGAUACCGUUGUGGUCAGCAGCUGGCAAUUGAAGCACCUGUGGAUGCAGAUUUGGUUAGCACUGUCCCGGAAUCUGCUACGCCCGCUGCUCUUGGUUAUGCUGGAAAGUGUGGGCUUCCAUAUGUGGAGGUACUAUGUAAAAAUCGGUAUGUAGGAAGAACCUUCAUUCAGCCAAACAUGAGGCUAAGACAACUUGGUGUUGCAAAAAAAUUUGGAGUAUUGUCGGACAACUUUAAGGGCAAAAGAAUUGUUCUUAUAGAUGAUUCAAUUGUGAGAGGCAAUACCAUCUCACCCAUAAUCAAAUUGCUGAAAGAAUCUGGUGCAAAAGAGGUACACAUUCGAGUAGCUUCACCACCAAUUAAAUAUCCAUGCUUCAUGGGAAUAAACAUACCAACCAAAGAAGAGCUUAUUGCUAAUAAACCAGAAUUUGAACACCUUGCCGAGUAUCUAGGAGCAAACAGUGUUGUUUAUCUGUCAGUAGAAGGACUGGUUUCAUCAGUACAAGAAGGAAUAACAUUUAAAAAACAGAAAGUGAAAAAGCAAGAUAUUAUGAUUCAAGAAAAUGGGAACGGUCUGGAAUGCUUUGAAAAAAAUGGUCAUUGUACAGCUUGUCUCACGGGAAAAUACCCUGUAGAACUGGAUUGGUAGCUGGUAGGGGUAGAUACAAUGUUUCAAGAUAUAAAAUUGGUUAAAAUGUUACAGUGGUUACACUUUAUCCAUUUAGUGUUCUUCAGCUGGUACAAUGUAAAUGCCACAUGGUUACGUGUAAGUUUUUGAGAUGUUUUAUUUUUUCUGUAAAGGGUACCAAAGUGCUAUGCUCUCUGUAAUAAGCUUAGAUAAAUAUUGUGGUGUUAUCUAGGAACUUGGAUAAUCCUUUCAGUUUUACUUAGUUGUUUAGUACUUUGAGGCUAUCAGUUAUGAGAUCAUCAACAGUAAUGUAAAGGAUGGGUAAAUUUUCUGUUUUAGAGGGCAUUUCCAGGUACUAUACCUUACCACAGAUAGUUAAUAGAAUUUUGUGGAAUGUUUCUUGAGAAUUACUAAAGUUCAUUGUGGAAUAUUUUCAUAAUUGAACCUUGCUAGUUGCAUAUAAUGCAACAAUAUUGGUAUUCUUUUUUUAACACAAGCAUCAGCUAGCCAUUUUCACCUGGUCAGAGAAGGCAGCUGGUAAGAGGCAUUUGCCAGGUCCAUGCUUCAAAGAGUUUGCAAGCAGUUAGACUAAGAUGGUGUGAUACAAACAGGACAAGUAAGUUAAAUAUAACGUUUCAUGCAAAUUUCUCAUCUAUUAUAGCCCAACGGUGUCAAGCCUCUAGAGUUCUGAUUAUAGUUAUGACCUCGGCUUCCUUGUCUAACUUUAGACAAAAAUAUUUUUAAUGCUUUUUUGUGCCUCACUUUUCCCAACCUGUGCAAGGGGGUACUGACAUUACUAAAAUAGUUAAUAGGAAUGUGAAUGUGUAAUAUUCUUGGUGGGUUGAGCCAUCAUUUCACACCUAUAUUUAAGAUAUUGCAUGAUUAUUAUUUUUUGAAAUGUUGGCUAUUAGACCGCAAUUGAGAUUUCAUUAUGAUGAAUGGAGAUAUACAGUUUAGUCGUACUUUGCCACCUGCCUUUGAAAUGCCCUAAAAAUGAUUGUAAAAAUAUGUGGAAAAAGUUUGACUAGAAAGUGUGAUCCAUACUACUUAGUGUCCUGACAGUAUAAAGCUCAGCAAGGAACCUAGUGUGUGAAGUAAAAAAUAAAAUUUUAGGUUCUAAUGAACUUUUAAUUCUUGAUCACUUGCAAGCAUAUACACACAUUCAUGUCAUUGCAAUUAAAUGAUCAAGUAGAAGAACUGCAGGGACCAAUUUUAGUAAAGGAACAAGAAGACAACUACUUUUUUGGAAUUAGCAUGCUCAUCUAAUUCCAAACAUCAACUUAACCACUUUUUGUACUUAGUUUUAUUGGGACUGACGAAUUUGAAUUUUUUGAAGUUUUUUUUUUCUUGUAACGUCUGAGAUUUAAAAUUUUAAGACAGCUUGCCUCCAAUUCCUAUUUUUGUAAGAUUUUUAAAACAGAAACAUGUUCUGUGUUAUUUUUACCACAAUUUGAUGUAUAUAGUUUCCAAAUCCAUUUGGAAAUUUAAUAUUUAUUAGUAACAAAUCUUUUUGUCUUCAUUUGGUAUGUAGUCUCACAUGUUGUAUUAUGGUAGGCCAAGGAAAUAUCCUGACAGCUCUUUUAAGACCAAGAGCAUCCAGGCAGCAAUGGGUCAGGUAACCCUGUGGCAGUGACACAAGCAAGCUGCAUUUAAAUAAAACCCUGGGACCAUUUGAGUGGAUAGCCUCUUGUCUUAAAUGUAUUUCUCAUAGCAGUAUGAAGGAGGCAAGACUUAUGGGUCAGUUUUGAACAGCCUUACUUUGGUUUAUAAAAAUGAGUCUCAGGGAAAGUGCUAAACCAAAAUCUCUUAUUUGACUUUUGUGUUUUCCAUAGUUUUUAUUUUGUUUUAUUGAAGUGCUUUUAUAAUGAAAUAAUGUACUAUAUGAUAGUUUGGUAAUUCUUCAAAUUUCUUAAUGUUUCCCAUCAUGGCCUUUUAUUUCACAAAUUUCCGAAGUCUGAAUUACAUUUUUUUUACCAACUUAAUCUGAAAUGUUUAACUGCUUUAAAUUUAUACGAGUAUUGUAAACUUUAGAGAAGAUGAAAAAUGUGUUUUCACAGGAUCUAUAGCCUACUUUUUUGUGACUUCAUUUUGAUGUGCUGGUGCAAAAUAUAUAUAAUUAAAUAUGUUUAAGUGUG
Molecule: messenger RNA, 4280 nt
Organism: Myotis davidii
Lineage: Eukaryota; Metazoa; Chordata; Mammalia; Chiroptera; Vespertilionidae
Gene: PPAT
Product: phosphoribosyl pyrophosphate amidotransferase
Exons: 11
Coding region: 613-2166 (517 amino acids)
Biological process (GO): purine nucleotide biosynthetic process; purine nucleobase biosynthetic process
Molecular function (GO): amidophosphoribosyltransferase activity
Source: RefSeq, a predicted model, not a curated record